Molecule: messenger RNA, 1338 nt
Organism: Paraglomus occultum
Lineage: Eukaryota; Fungi; Glomeromycota; Glomeromycetes; Paraglomerales; Paraglomeraceae
Source: the annotation of a GenBank genome assembly
AUGUCUCAAGCAGAUCGCAGAAUGACAGGUCUAUUACAACAUGCCUAUGGCAUCCUGUUAUCGCUCUUUGUAGUAUUUAAUUUCUUAUGUUCUAAUAGUAGAGCUUUAGCCUCCUCGCUCAGUUGGAUCAAUGAGGAUCCCCUUGGUCAUCCACAGUAUGAACUGUUGCUUCUAAAGGAACUUAUGGCUAAUAGCACAACCACAGAGUUAAUAGCAGGAACAGAAAGGAAGUCUGAAGACAGUAAGUCUGGUGAAGUAGUUAGCAUGGUGUCCGCUAACUCACAAAUAUCCAUCUCGCGAGAUGAAUCGCCAAGUCAGGAAUCCGACUAUAUAACUAUGCGCACUGCCAAGGGGCAGCUGUAUCUGUGUCAUAUUCCGUCAGUUUCGAGCAAUACAGAGCUCGAUAACAAUAUAAAUGAAGAGGAUGAAGAUGAGAUCGAUAUACUGAAAAGAGGUCUUGCACUUCUCGAGCCAAUGAAGGAUGAUUGUCUGUCUCGUCCUCGCGAUUGGUUUACUUAUGAGUAUUGCCAUCUCCGUUAUGCCCGCCAAUACCAUAAAAUCCAAGGGAAUUUGAAAGAGGAAAUCUAUAUUCUUGGAAAGUACGAUUCAAGCGGAACGGCUUUACCAUCAUCAGAUGAUCAUGUGGAAGAGAAUAGCCAGAGUAUUCAGGGAGCAAGCCUGGAGAGAAUCCGCGGAGGGAGGAAAAUAGUUCAAAAAUUAAGUGGUGGCACUACCUGUGAUAAAACAAAAAAACCUCGGCAGAUUAAAAUAGAGUUCCUUUGCGAACCAAAUACGAUGGAUAGUAUCGCUUAUUACGAAGAAGAAAGUAUUUGUAGCUAUCACAUGAUAAUACACACACCACGUCUAUGCGAUGAUCCGGCAUUUCAUGACAAAGCGAAGUCUGUAGUUCAUCCAAUUAAUUGUAAUCCUAUUGUGUCUGACGCCAAUUACGAGAAAAUGUCUAAAGAAAGAAGCCUAGAUGGACCUUCUGAAGAAACUGCUGGAACAGCUUCUAAAGAUAAAUCAGCCAUUGUGGCAGAUGGUUUGUCUGAUAGUGUCAAGGAAGAAGUUGUAUCAAAGGGGAAUAUUCAGUUUAAAACGUUGGCUGAUUUACUUCGUAAAAUAGAAGUUGUAAAGCGGGAAGAACAGCAAGAUGAAGAAACAUUUUACAAACUAGUUUUGACGAAUGAAGAAAUGACCGUUAUCCAGUCAAUGACAGAGGAUGACCAGAAACAUCAUUCAAAAGCUGAUCUUACACAUCAGGCACGGUUAAGUAAAGACUAUGAGGUAGUAUAUGAAACGUCCGAUGAGAAAAAUAACGGGGACAACGAUAAAUGA